CUGUACUGGCAUAGGAAGACAUCGGCAUCGCUUUACGUGCGGCUUCUCUCUGGAGACCACAACCUCUCCCCACUCCCCCCAGAGGCCUUCACCAUUCCAAUGGUUGUGCUCCCCGCUUGUUCUCUCACACCAAAUUUAAUAAUUCAGGUAAAUAAUAGGGGACUUCUAACCAAAAUGUACUCAUGGUGGAUACUAGUGAUGGAGGGUUGGUAUGAGCCUGAAGAAGCCAGAAAUGCAACAUACAAGAGGUUCUCUCGCCUUCAGGCUGGUCUGGCUAGUGAUGUAAAUAUUGUCAGCUUCUGGACACAGCUUACUGGUCGUGGUACCGAAGUGAUAGGUGCGGUGUGGGAUGCUUAUAAGCUAGGGGGAGGUAGCCCCUUAUGCACCGAACUCAUUGCCCGCUGGCACUACUCCCCUGAGAGGAGAAGUGGGUGGGGGAAGCUCCCCCAGCUGCAGUCCUACAUGGAUAAGAUGCUCGUCCGAUCGCGCUACAUGGCCGGGGUCACCUUGAAGGUUGGUGUUCUUGUGGGAAAACCAGACUAUGGGUUUGACUGCAGGACGGAACAAGAUAAGCAGGGACAUCUGAUGGCAGUGCAUGGUUACAGUGCACAUAUCUUGCGCACACUCAUGGACCUGUUGCACUUCAAGGUUGAGUUCAUCGGAAGUGGCGCCUGGGGCUUUCAGGAUGAUGAGGGUGUGUGGGUUGGAUUGCUGGGGAUGCUUGCAGAGGGUGCAGUGGACCUCAUGGUGUGUCACCCCACGCUGACCGCAGACAGGACAGCUGUGGCACUCUUUCUGCACCCCACCCUGCAUACUCGGCGCAUGUUGGCAUACAGAGCAGCCGGCCUGCCCCUCACUCAAGAUGUGUUUGUCCUGACAUUCACUGGCUCCCUGUGGCUGGUAUGUCUGGUGAUGGCACUUGUGCUGCUUGCUGCCAGUUUCCGCCUUGCAUCACUGCAGACUGCCAAGUUCCUGUCAGGACAGCCCAAACCAUGGACAUGGGUGGAGAUCACGUUGUGGGCGGUUGCAGCCACCUGUCAGCAAGGUUUCAGCAAGGUGCCACAAGGAGUCUCCUGCAAGAUGGUCUUCAUAAUUGGCUACAUGGCAUCAUACCUCCUGUACACGUGGUUCGCUGCGGGGGUCACAUCUUUGCUGGCUGUGCAGGGGCAGGAUACCAACCUGCAGCUCUCUGAUGUAGCUCAAAUGCACACUGACUUCUCAGCCUCCUGGGAUGGUCUCCUGCCAGACUUCUUCUCUAAUUCACCAGACACCGCAGUGCGCACACUUCACUCAACGCAGUUACGAAAAGAGCGCAACAAAGUACAGUCAUUAGAUCAGCUCUUCUUGCAGCUUCAGGGAGACAACAGGGUUGGUAUGGCCAGUGAGUACCCCCUGAAAUACUUCAUGACUACAAGACUGUCUGCAGAUGAAGCCUGUCAAUUGACACUCUCACCAGUUGCUGGCACAAAACAUAUGAAAGCCUGGGCUGUGCCAAAGGAUUCACCAUAUGCUGACAUCUUAAAUUACUGGCUGCUGUGGCUGCAUGAGACAGGCAUCCUGCAGGUGGGCCUGAAGCGAAGCAUGGUGGCUCCUGCAUCCUGCAGCAAUGGUUCUGGUUACUCCAGCGCUGGGCUUGGACACGUCAUGUCAGCCUUGGGAAUUCUAGGCUCUGGCAUUGCAGCUGCAGUACUGUUACUCGUUGCGGAGUUUGCGUGGCAUCACCACAGGCAUACCAGCCAGCAUUAAACCUUUAAACCAUACUGGUAACUAUAUGGACCACUUGAUUUAACAUUAAAAGAACCCUGCAAUUUUUCCACACAGUACACUGUGUCUUUGUAUGAUUCUCAGACUAGACAUCAAUUAUUACACUUCUUCGUAACUGAGACGUAUUUUUGUGCAGUAGGAACCAGAUUUUUAAAGAGCAUUUAGAUGAACCCCAAAGGGAUCAACGUCCGCUUUGUUGGUCAGUCCAAACUGACUGCUACUUAAAACCACUGUGUUUUACACAUGUAACAACAUGUAACAUGCAAAGGAACAUACAUCUGAUGAAUGUCAUGUCAUGUGUACGUACGGCACAACUCAACUUCUAGCAACAAAUAAACAAAACAGGUACAAAAACGUAAAUUUAUCUAUAUUUAACUAAUUAAACAUCAUCCAAUGAAAAAGUAUGGGGAGUGGAGAUAUAACUCCACCAUUCCUGACAUUGGGACAAGAUGGAGGUGAGUGGUCAGCUUUGUGCUCAAGCCUAUUUACCUUCAGGGAAACAGCCCCAAGUAUCCAAUGGAUAGCUAAAUGUGUUAAACAUUAUCGGCAAUAAAAACUGAAGUGUAAAGUUAAAAGAACUGAAAGAAGCUGCAAAUACACUGAACAUUCUCCAUUUACUACUGUCUAUCUUCAUCACAUAAUGGAACCCUCAUUUAACUUUCCUUGACGUAACAUUUAAUGUUCAGUUUCGGUGACCCUAAGAAAAUAAUCUUAGUGCUAGAUUUCCUCAUUUUAGACUUCCCUUAGUUUAGUGUUCAAAUGCACCUUAAAUAAAACUUUAAUUCUCUGUUCCCUGAUCCCUCCUGUGGAACAGAUGAAUAACAUCCAAAUAUAUGUGACGUACGCCAUCUCUUACCGACAUGUACGGCAGCCAUGGCUGUUAAAAGCAGUGUCCAACUAUUGCAGUGGAGUUUCUUGCUUUUUAAUAAUUUAUCAUAAAAUCUUAAUGCACAAAGUAAGACAUAAAGUGAAAUUACACUUACUCACAGCAUGGCAUUGUGCUAGAGAUGAUGGCAUCUGGCCCCACAGGACAGGAGGAUGCACAUUGUUCACCCAAGUGGACCUGUCCAUGUCUGUGACUCACCCAAAAUAAUGGAAUAUUGUUUGUGCUUGCGUACCACCUCUCAUGGUGUAAGCACUGACUUCUGGGAUAUGAAGCCAUAUAGUCUCACAGAGGUUUACUGGAUUGCUCUAAGAUGUCGGUGAGUUUGUACCAGACUACCUCUUGUCACAUAUCAGAAGAUGGUACUCUUCACUGUCACUGUUGUGAAAACCUCACAUCCAACAUACUGAUUACUCUUUCUGAGACAUAAACCUAGAAUCUAGAGAAAAUAAACUCAUCUCUGGUUCAAAUUUCUUUUUAACAUAUGACAGUACAGUGUAUUGUAGUAUUUUAAAAACACCGAUGAUGAGAAGAAACAAAACAAUAAUUCUGCCAAUGAAGAGCAGUCUUCUGGGUUGUAAUGCCAUGUAGUUCAGGGACAGCCCAACAUUUCAGAGCAUACUACCUCAAUCUUCAUGGCUGAUGAAUAAGCCACACAAGAAACCAGCAGAAGCAGCUGGGAAGCUGAGCUUAUUCUUUGACCCUGAAGAUGGAGGCAAUAUACUCCUCC
Cryptotermes secundus is the source of this 3377-nucleotide messenger RNA. Its product is annotated as glutamate receptor ionotropic, kainate 3-like. The coding region runs from base 100 to 1746 and encodes 548 amino acids. The transcript is spliced from 9 exons. The record is from RefSeq and is a predicted model, not a curated record. Gene Ontology annotation, molecular function: glutamate-gated receptor activity. Lineage: Eukaryota; Metazoa; Arthropoda; Insecta; Blattodea; Kalotermitidae. Gene Ontology annotation, cellular component: membrane.